Molecule: messenger RNA, 915 nt
Organism: Trichoderma asperellum CBS 433.97
Lineage: Eukaryota; Fungi; Ascomycota; Sordariomycetes; Hypocreales; Hypocreaceae
Molecular function (GO): acetyltransferase activity
Source: RefSeq, a predicted model, not a curated record
AUGGCAGCACAAGUAUAUUCACAAGAUCAGCUCACCCGCUAUCUCGAGCACAUCUCCUAUCCGCGCUCUCAGCACCCGAGAGACGAGCUCCAAUUCCUCAAAGAGCUUCAAGCCCAUCAUCUUGCUCGUGUGCCCUUUGAAUCCAUCAGCCUUCACUACUCGCCACACCGCACGUUGUCCGUUGAUCCAGAUGACCUCUUCCAAAAGGUCGUGGAGAACAGCAGAGGCGGCUACUGCGUUGAGAUGAACACCCUUUUUGGCGACAUGAUGAGAGCCUUGGGGUUCAAUGUCCUCAGCAUCGGAGCCAGAGUGAAGCCUGGCCCAGUAUAUCUCGGCAUGACCCACGGCGCCAACAUCGUCACCAUCAACCAGCAGCGCUACCUCGUUGACGUCGCUUUUGGCAGCCACGGCGCCUUCACACCCGUCCCGCUGAUCGACGGCUACGAGUUCGACAACAUCCUCCCUCGCCGAGGCAAACUCGAGUUCCGCCCCAUCGCCCAGUCCACGUCGCCUUCUACUCAAUCUCUAUGGGUAUAUUCGACACAGGAUGUUCCCUCCACAGAUUGGACCGAGCGUUACUGUUUUACAGAAACGGAACUCUUCCGCGCAGACUACGAGGUCAUGAACUUUUACUGCAGCACAGUCCGCACAGCCAUUUUUGUCAAUAACGUCUUUGCUCUGAGGGGAAUCCUGAACGACAAAGGCGAUGGGCUGAAGGGUGUAAUGACUUUGUUGCAGAACGAAGUGAGGAAGAGAGUGGAGGACGUACCGGGCUUGGAAGUGGUGGAAACUUUGGCGAGUGAAGAGGAUCGAGUGACGGCACUGGAGAAGUGGUUUGAGAUACCAUUGUCGAAGAGCGAAGCGAGAGCGAUUCGGGGCCUGCCGACCGAGCUUGUGCCACCCAGGUCGCUAUAA